AUGAUAUCAAGUAAAAUAAUUAAUAUAAUUUUGUACAAUAUACUACUACCUUUCCUUCUUAUAUUUUCAUCAUGUGCAAGAAUAAAUUUAAGAGGUUUGAUUUAUUUAAUAUUUUUGUUAUUACAACCACAGGCAACAGCAUCUAUUUAUGAUGAAUUUAGAUUUUAUAAAGGAGAUUAUUAUCCUAAAGUAUAUGUUCUUUUUAUGUGGUUUGUUUCAUGUAUUGUUAUAAUAGGACAAUUAACAUUUAAUAUAUUACAUUUAUCAAAUUUAUCAAUAUUUGAAAGAUUACCUAAAAAAAAGUGUGAUUUUUGGAAUUAUAUAUUAAGACAAAUUGGUUUAGAACAAUGGUUUAACUGGAAUAUUGAAAAUAUGUUGUAUAUAAUUCUUCCAGAUUUAAUUAUUUUUACUUAUACAUCAAUAUUACUUAUUAUUAUGUGGUAUUUUCCAAGAUGGGAUAGAAAAAAGAGAAAAAUAAUUAAUCAAAAAACUAAUGAAGUGACAUCAAUAAAUAAGAAAAUUGAUAAUAUAUAUAUAUUAAUUGAUUCUAAAGAAAUUGAUACUAUAGAUAUAUCAUCAUCUGCCUUAAGGUCAAUUUUUAUGUAUAAUAUGAUUGACAAAUUAUUUCCAAAGAAAAAAAAUGAUUUAAAAUUUUUAAGAAAAGAAAAAAUUAAAUCAAUGUUAAACAAUUUUAUAUUUAUAAUAAUAUUAAUAAUACAAGGUUGUUUUCAUCCAACAUUAAUUUCUUUUCCAUAUUUAAUAUUAUCAUCAAUAUAUAUUAUAUCAUGGAUCUCAAAUAAAUAUUUAAAUUCAUGGCAUUGGGCAUUAGGAAAAAGAAUAUAUUUAUUAUAUACAUGUUUAUAUGUAUUAAUAAAUUAUUGUUAUCAAUUUGAAUCAAUUAAUAGAAAAAUAACACAAGAUUUGAUAAUUUCAAGAUUAUUUGGUUUAGUAAUAUAUCAAUCUCCUCAACCAUGUACAAAUAUAAUUAAAACAAAACAAAUAUUUAGUUAUUUUUGGCCUGAAUAUAUAUCACCAUUAUUAGGAUUUUUUUUUUAUAUUAUAGUGUCCUUUCAAUAUAUAAGUAUGCCACAUUAUGAAGUUGUUGAUAUGCAAAUACAAAAUAAAAAAAAUCAAAUAUUAUCAUUUGAAACAAAUAAUGAUAGUAAAGAAGAUAGUCAAUAUGAAGUAAAUAAUAAUUUAAAUAUUAAAUUAAAAAAUACUAAUAAUAAUUUAGAUGUGAAAAAAAAUACAACUAGUAAAAAAAAGUUGGUAAAUUCAAAAGUAAUAAAGAAAAAAGAAUUAAAACAUGAAAAUGAUAAAAAGAUACUUCAAAAUAUUGAUAAUAUAUUUUAUUCAAGUAAUUUAUAUAACUUAAUAACUUCACAUUCAUAUUUAAUAACAUUAUUUACCAUGAUUGGAUGGUCAAUGUUAUAUAGAUCUUGGUCAACUUUUAUACUUCUUGCUAUAGCAUGUAUAAUUUGGAUUACACCAAAUAGUAAAAAGACAUGUCUUAAAAUAAGUUUUUUUGUUGGAAUUUAUUCAAUAAUAUUAGUAUUAAUAUCAUUUAUUUAUUCACUUCAAUUGACAGAAGAUGAAUUACCAGAUCAAUAUCCAACAUUUCUACGACAAAUUGGAUUAGAAAAACCUAGAGAUUUUUCACCAUGUUUUCAUUUAUAUAUUAAAAUAACAUUUUCAUUUCUAAUUCUAUUAUCGUAUAGAGAAAAAAUUAUUGAAUUUACAAUAAAUAAAUGUGAUUCAAUAAAAGAAAAAUUUGAAUUUAGAAAAUUAUCAUUUAAUGAAAAAAAUAAUGAUAAAUAUAAAAUUCAUGAAAAAAAUUUAUUAAAACCAAAAAAGAAAUUAUCACAUAUAUCAGCAUUAAUACAUGAUUUACCAUUUAAAAAAGAUGGCAUAUAUGAAAAAAUUAAAAAAUUUUUCUUUCAAAAUGUUUUAAUAUGGAUUAUGAUACUAUUAUUAAAUGCUUCAAUUAACAACAAAGUUGUUAUUUAUCGAAUUAUAUAUAUGGUAUUUUUUCUUAUUUUUAUCAAUAUGUUUUUUAUUUCAUUUACAAAUUGGAGGCGUUUUAUUUAUGCAUACCUAAUGUGCUUAAUUAUAUUUUCUGCUAUUAUUUUAAUAUUAAUGUAUACAUAUCAAUUUCAUGGAUUACCAAAUUUUUAUAAAGAAUAUCUUGGGUUUUCAGAUGAUUUUAUAAAAUCUAUUGGUUUAGAACAUUAUUCACCAGGACAACUUAUUAUUUCAAUAUUAACACCAUUGAGUUUUUUAAUAUUAGCAUUAAUUCAAUUAAAUUUUUUUCAUCUUUUAUUUAUGAAAAGAACAGGACAUUGGAAUAAGAUAUUAAAACUUAUGAGAAAUCCUAUUGUUAUGCCAUUAAAAAGAUUAGCUAAAAGUUUAACAUUACAUUAUGAUAAUAGAUUAAUACAUUUACAAAAUCAACCUAUACAAUCAAAUGAUUUAGAAGAUCAACAAUCAACAGAAGAAUCAAGUUACAAUGAACAAGAAUAUCAUAGUAAUGAAAAAAUAAGUAAUAAGACAUCACAAAAAUAUAGUAAAGUUAAACAAAUGAUGACAAAAAUGGAAAAAAAUAUUAAAACAAUAUAUGCACAUAAAACAAAAUUUGUUGAUGUUAUAUGGAGAUUUGCUGAGAUACAUUUUGAUAAAGUUGUAGCAAUAUUUUUAGCAUAUACAAUAUUUAAUGAAAUGUCAUUUAUAAAUUUACCAUUUAUAAUAAUUUUAGUUGUAUUUCCACCUGGUCAUGUUUAUUUUGAUGAAGUUAUUAAAUUAUCUGGAAUAUGGAGUAGUAUUAUUAUAUUAAUGAAACUUAUCUAUCAAUUACCUAUUAUUGAUGUUAAAUCAUUUGAAAUUGAUUGUUCAAUGUAUAUUGAUAUACCUACUACAGAAAAUAUUAAAAAUGAUGAUGGAAAUUUACUUGAAAUAUUAGGUGUUAAAAAAAAUAAUACUACAAUGAUAGAAAAAAAUUUUUUUAUAAAUCCUAUAAAUUGGAUUGGUCUUCAAAAAGUAGAUAAUUUAUAUGAAAGUUUAAAAAAUUAUAUAAUAUUUUUAUUUUUAUUGGGAUUAAGAUUUGUUGUAAUUUUACGUCAACAUCUUAAAAGACAUCAUUUAAAAGAUAAUACACCAUUACCAUCAUCAUUAUUAUUUCCUGGUGUAAAUAGAAAACAUGCUGAUAAAAAUGUAAAAGAAUGUUUAAAAUUUUUAUCAAAUUUUUUCUUUUAUAAAUUUGGAUAUGAAAUAACAUUAAUUGGUACAGCAGCUGUUGUUGCAUAUAGAAAUGAUUUUGCAGCAUUUUUUCAUGCAUUAUGGUUAUUUCCACCAAUAUUUAUACCAAGAACAAAAUAUCAAAAUAUUUCAAAAUAUCAUACACUUUUUGUUGGUAUAUUUCUUAUUUAUCAAUAUGUUAUUUGUAUUGGUUUACCAGAAAUAAAAUGUGAUAUAUAUCCAUGGGAAGAUUUAACUAGUGAUACAAGAAGUCGUUUAAGAGAUUGGUUAAAUCUUCCAUCAAUAAAAUUUAAAUCAAAUCCUAAAAAAAUUUUUAGUGAUUUUAUAUUAUAUAUAUUAUUAUGUUGUUUAGAUAAAGUUUUUGAAGAAGAAAUUAAAUUAAAAGAAAAUCAUCCUGGUGGAAGUAAUAUACCAACAAUUGAAGUUCGUGGAUUAAAAACAAUAUUUAAUACAUUUAAACAUUUAAAAGAUAAUCUUAUAAAUAUAAAUAAGGAAGAUUUUAUUCUUGAAAUAUCAUCAAAAAAUAAAAAUAUUAAUCAAUUUACUGUACCAAUAGCAAUACCAGUACCUGAUUUUAUUUCUGAAAAAGGAACAUUAUUAGAUUAUUUAAAAGAAUUAAUAUUUAUUCAUUUUUAUUGGGUAACAUUAGCUGUAUUAUUUUUAACUGGUACAAGUAGAGUUACAUUAUUUGCAUUAAUUUAUGUUCUUGCAAGUUUUUUAUUUUAUUGGGCUGGACAUUCAUUAUUUUAUCUUCCUAUAGAAUAUGCUUUAAAACUUUUUGAUAUUUUAAUAUUUUAUAGUAAUAGUGUUAUGUUUAUGAGAGUUAAUUUACAAGUUAUUGGACUUUUAUUAAUUAAAUAUACAAAUUAUGAUUUAUGUUGGUUUUUUCAAUUAAAUGGAAUUAAAUAUUAUAAUAGAAAUGAAGAAUAUAUUUCUGAAGAUAUGAAAUCACAAUAUAAUGAUAUACCAUAUAAUGAUAUAUGUGAUCAAGUUGAUAGUGAAACAGGAUUAUUUUAUGAUUGGUUAUGUUUUUUAUUUCUUGUUAUACAAAGAAGAAUUUUUUCAACAGAAUAUUUUAAACAUGUUAUUGUUGAAUUUAAAAUUCAAAAGGUAUUUGCAAGUAAAGGAGCAAAUCUUAUAGAUGAAAUAAGAAAAAAUGAAUUAAAUCAAUCAAAAGAAUUUGAAAAUGAAAUAUUAAAUAAAAUAAAAUUUAAAAUGGAAAAAAUAAAAAGUCGUAAUAUAAAAGAAAAUAUUGUAGAUAAUGAAAAUAAUAAUAAUAAUAUAGAGGAUGAUAAAUUGAAUAUAAAUAAUCCAACAUAUAAAAAAAUAUCAACAACAUUAGUACAAAUGAUAAAAAAAGAUUAUGAUUUUAGUAAUACAAAUUUAUUACAUCAAAAUAGAUAUAAAUCAUUAAGUUCUAUUGCAAAUAGAAGAACAUCUAAUCCUUCAACACUUAAUAAAAUAUUAGAAUUUGGUGAAAGAGUAACAGGAAGAUCAUCUUAUUCACUUUCAAAUCCUUCAGAAAUACAAAGAAUAAAAGAACAUUUUAAUUCUAGUAAAAAAAAAAGUAUAAAAUCAGAUACUUCAAGUAUAGGAUCAUCAUUAAGUCCUAAAAAAGAUAGUAGUAGUAAUAAUGAUGAAAAAAGUGAAAAUAAAAACGAAGAUAAUAAAGAAUUUUCAUCUAGAGAAAAAAGAAAAAAAACAAUGAAAAGAACAUUUUCAAUUAAUUUAGAUGGACCAAUAAUGUCAUUUGAUCAAGCUGAUUAUAAAAAUAUUGAUGAAGAGGAAUGUGGUGUUCGAGGUUUAGGUCCAUUACAAUUAUUAAAUUUUGCUUUUAAAAAAGGUGCAAUAAAAGAUGCUGUUAAAGAAAGUAAUGAAAUUCAGGCAACACAUGAUAGAUUAACAAAAGAGAUGGAAGAUAAUUAUGGUAUAUCAAAUUAUAAUUUAAUAAGAAAAGCUAUAUUAAAACAAAAAGCAAAUAAAGUUAAACCUGAUUUUGAUGAAUAUAAUUUUAAUGAAGAUAAUGAUUAUACAUUUCUUGGAAAUCGUAUUUCAACCUCUGAAAGUAUAGAUGAUAAAAAUUUAAGUACAUUAAGUUCAGAAUGUGGAAACAAGAAUAAAAAUGAUAGAAAAAUAAGUAGUGAAACAAAAGAAUGGGAAUAUAUAAAGAAAAAAACAUUAGAACAUUAUCAGAAGAGUAGUGUUGAAUUGUCUGAAAAGGACAAAAUUGAUGAUAAAUCAACAACCUCAACUUCUGAAAAUAGUGUUUGUGAAGAGGAUAUAAAUGAUUCAAAAAAUUUUCAAUAUCCAGAAAAUGACAGUGAAAUUAUACAAGAAUCUGAUGGUGAUACAUCAGAACGAACAGUAAGUAAAAGAAAAAUAACAAGAAUAAAAAAAUUUAAAAUAAAUUGUCAAUAUUUUUUUGAUAGAUGUCGUGAAACAUCAAAGAAUUUAGCUAAUUUUAUAUAUUUACUUGCUGUUGGAACAAUUGAAUCAUUUAUUGCUUAUUUAAUGUUUUUAAGUAGAGAUUAUAGAUAUAUUUAUAAUCAUUUAGAGAAAGAAAAAAGACAAUAUAGAGAUAAACUUAAUGAAAAUUAUUUGUUAAAAAAUAAAAAUAUUACAACAGAUAAUAUUAAUAUACCAAAAAUUAAAAUAUUAAAAGCUGAAAGUUUUUCAAAAAGCUUUGAAUCAUCAAUAUCAAGAGGAUCAUCUUUUUCUGAAGAAUUUAAUUAUAAUAUAUUACAAAAAGAAAAAAGUCACGAGGAUUUUCAUAAAUCUAUAAGUUAUAGUUGGAGAAAUGAAUAUCGUUUAGUACGUCUUGUAAAAGCAAUUUAUUAUCUUUUUUUAUCACGUUCAGAAAUAAUAUGUUAUCUUAUGAUAUUUAUAAAUCAUAUGAAUAGUGGAAGUUUAAUAUCAAUGCCAUUACCAUUAAUGACAUUAUUAUGGGGUACAUUAACAGUACCAAGACCAUCAAAAAGAUUUUGGAUAACGAUUAUAACAUAUACAGAAUUUAUAGUUGUAUUUAAAUAUUUAUUUCAAUUUGGUUUUUUUCCAUGGAAUCAUAAUAUUAAUAUUUCAAAUCCUUUUUGGAUUCCAAGAAUUAUUGGUAUUGAAAAAAAAAAAGAUUACGCAACUUAUGAUUUAUUUUUAUUAAUGACAUUAUUUUUUCAUCGUAGUACACUUAUAACAAUAGGACUAUGGAAAACAAAUAAAACAAAAAAAAUUAUUAAAAUAGGUAAAAAAAAAAUUGAAAAAAAGAAAAAAAAACAGAAGGAUAUAGAUGAUGAUAAUAUAUCAAGGAGAAUUAAAAUUUCUAAAAGUGAUAGUUAUAUUUGUAGAAAAAAUAGUAAUGAAAUAGAAGAGAAUUGUAAUUUGACAUCAUCACCAAUUGUAUCAAGAAAUUUUCCUUUUAGAAUAGGAAGAAAUCAAUCAUUAAAAAUUCGAAAAAAUUUAGGUAUAUCAAAAACAAUAAUUUUAGGACAACAUAGAAGAAAAACAUUUAAUAAUAAAGUUAAAAGCAAAUUAUCAACAAUAAAAAUAUUUUUUCAAAAACUUUUAGACUCAACAAAUAGAUGUUCAUGUGAUGUAUUUGUUUCAAUGUUUAUAUGUGAUGUAAUAUGUUUUUUAAUAAUAAUAUUUGGAUUUAGUGGUUUUGGUACUGGUACAGGACAUGGAAGUGUAGCAGCAUAUUUAGAACAAAAUAAAAUUCCUGGAACAUUAGUAUCAAUGCUUAUCAUUCAAUUUCUCUUAAUUAUUUUUGAUAGAGCAUUUUUUUUAAGAAAAUUUAUUUUUGGAAAAUUAAUAUUUCAAAUAUUUUUAGUUAUAUUUAUACAUAUAUGGAUGUUUAUUCUUUUACCAGCUGCUACAGAAAGAAUGUUUGUUAAUAAUUUAACAUGUAAAUUAUUUUAUUUUACAAAAGUUGUAUAUUUCCUUAUUUCAGCAGCACAGAUUCGUGCUGGUUACCCAAGACGGUCAUUAUCAAAUUAUAAUACCUAUUCAUAUACUGCAUUAAAUUUACUUUUAUAUAAAUUAUUUAUGCUAGUUCCUUUUCUUUUUGAACUUCGAUCAUUAAUGGAUUGGAUAUGGAUGGAUACAUCAUUAGGCUUAGGUGAUUGGUUUUCAUUACAUGAUAUAUAUUCACAUAUAGCUAUGUUAAAAUGUGAAAGAAAUAUUGAAGAAGAUUAUCCUAGUCCUAAGGGUGUUAAAAAACGUCCAUUUCAUAAAUAUGGUUUAGGUGGAGUUUAUUUAGUAUUUAUGAUAUUUGUUAUAUGGUUUCCACUUGUUUUAUUUAGUAUGGCUAAUACUGUUGGUGUUAGAAGUUUACCUGUUGAAUGUACAUUAAAAUUAACAAUAUCAGGAUAUCAACCAUUAUUUAUAUCAACAGCUCAAUUAAGUGAUGUUAGAGAAACUAAUGAAGAAGAAUAUCAAAAAUUAUUAUUUAUUUAUAGGACAAGUAAAUAUGCUAGAAAUUAUUUAGCAGAUUAUGGAAAAGAAGAUGUUGUAAAAACUAAUGUAAAUGGUAAUAGUAGUGUUAUAUGGCAAAUAUCACCACCUAGUAGAGAACAAUUAAUUAAUGAUUUAGAAAGUGAUAUUCCAAUAUCAUUAAAAUUUGAAUGGAUAUUUAAAAGAGCUUAUAAUGAUGAAUUACAACAAUAUGGUGAAGUUUCAGAUUUUAAUGAAAUAAUUCUUAAACCAAAAGAUAUAAUACGUCAAAAAUUAAUUGAUAUGAUAUCAUACAAAAAAACUUAUAUAGAAAAAAAUAAUAAUAGUAUAAUUAUAGAAAAAGAACCAAUUUUAAUAGAAAAAGCAUUUCCUCCUAUGGUUGUAAUAACAGGUGAAGGAAUUGCAGAACCAGCAACAGCAUUAUUAGUUGAACAGUUACCAGAUCCAUAUUCUAAUAUACAUGAUGCAUUUUUUGAUGUAUUAAUAGAUCUUGAACAAACAGAAGAUGGUAUAGAAUGGUGGAGAAUGAGAAUGAUUGAUAAAAAUUGGGAUCCUAUAAAAAAAACAGAACAAACAAUUAGACCUAGAACAUGUAUAUAUGCAUUUGUUGAUAAAGUUUUCCCAAAAAAAUUUUCAUUUAUUACUGGUGGUGGUAUAUUAGGACUUUACUUAUCUAUGGUACUAUUUUUAGGACGUUUUAUAAGAGUUCAAGUAACUGGUGCUAUGCAAAAGAUAAUGUUUGAAGAGUUACCAAAUGUUGAUCGUUUAUUACAAUUAUGUAUUGAUAUAUUUUUAGUACGUGAUGCAGGUGAAUUUGAAUUAGAAGAAGAUUUAUAUGCAAAACUUGUAUUCUUAUUUAGAAGUCCUACAACAUUAAUAAAAUGGACAAAAGAUAAUACAUUAUAA
Messenger RNA from Strongyloides ratti, 8601 nucleotides. Its product is annotated as Piezo family-containing protein. The coding region runs from base 1 to 8601 and encodes 2866 amino acids. The transcript has 5 exons. The record is from RefSeq and is a predicted model, not a curated record. NCBI's taxonomy places the organism in Eukaryota, Metazoa, Nematoda, Chromadorea, Rhabditida, Strongyloididae.